Acanthosepion pharaonis is the source of this 501-nucleotide messenger RNA. NCBI's taxonomy places the organism in Eukaryota, Metazoa, Mollusca, Cephalopoda, Sepiida, Sepiidae. The record is from the annotation of a GenBank genome assembly.
AUGCUCCCCCCCUUAGCUCCCUGUCUUGUUUUGUCUUUCUCUUCUGCUCAGUCCUUCUCUUGUUCACUUUCUCUCUCCAAUUAUUUUCUUUUAUACUUUCAUUCUCUCUUACUCUUCUUUACUACACCUGAUUUUCUCUUCCAUUUGCUAUCCUUUUUGUCAUUGCUCUCCAGUCCUUCAUCCUCCUUUUUUCACUUACUCACUUUUUACACUUAUCUUUCUUUAAUGAAUUCUAUUCUUACUUUCUUUUUAUUUAUUGCUCUCCAUUUUUAUUUCUCCGCUCUCUUUUCAUUUUUUUCUUUUUCUCAUUGCUUUUCUUUUUAUUCUUGCUCUUCCCUUUUCUCGUUACUCUCCAUUUUCAUCCUUUCUUUUUGCAUUUCUUUUUUCCUCUUUGUUUUCAUAUUUAACUUUACUUGCUUUCCUUUCACUCCUUUAUCUUUUUCCCCCCAUUCUGUUCUUUCUUAUAUCUUGCUCUGCAUUGUCCUCUUUUUUUUUUUUUGA